Messenger RNA from Phaeodactylum tricornutum CCAP 1055/1, 5615 nucleotides. RefSeq names its product CPS III, carbamoyl-phosphate synthase mitochindrial precursor. The transcript is spliced from 3 exons. Lineage: Eukaryota; Bacillariophyta; Bacillariophyceae; Surirellales; Neidiaceae. Gene Ontology annotation, biological process: 'de novo' pyrimidine nucleobase biosynthetic process; L-glutamine metabolic process. Gene Ontology annotation, cellular component: cytoplasm. The record is from RefSeq and is a predicted model, not a curated record. The coding region runs from base 34 to 4425 and encodes 1463 amino acids. Gene Ontology annotation, molecular function: metal ion binding; carbamoyl-phosphate synthase (glutamine-hydrolyzing) activity; ATP binding.
CUCGCGCGUCUUCAUUUGGAAGACGGUACAACCAUGACGGGUCGCUCCUUUGGUUGUCAUGAAUCUGUCGAGGGUGAAGUUGUGUUCGCUACGGGAAUGGUCGGAUAUCCCGAAAGCUUGACCGAUCCGUCCUAUCAAGGACAGAUUCUCACCGUAACAACGCCCAUGGUGGGAAACUACGGUGUGCCCGAUCGCAAGGCCGUCGACGAGUUGGGUCUGCCCGCGUACUUUGAAUCCUCGCGCAUUCAUGCUACCGGUUUGAUUGUUCAAGAUUACAGUCACCAUUACUCGCACUGGAAGGCAGCCAGUAGUCUCGGUGACUGGCUCAAGGAGGAAGGAAUCCCUGGUCUCUCCGACAUUGAUACUCGUAUGUUGACCAAGAAAAUUCGUGAAAAGGGAGCCAUGCUGGCUCGGAUUGAAGUGGAUCUCGACGCCCCCGUGCCAGAUUUCGGCAAAAUGGUCGACCCCAACGCGCGUCACCUUGUCAACGAAGUUAGUACCAAGGAAGUAAAGGUCUACGGAAAGGGCAAUCCGACCAAGGUUAUCGCCGUCGACGGUGGGAUGAAGUUCAACAUUAUUCGUCAGCUCUGCAAGCGUGGCGUAGAACUCACCGUCGUACCCUGGGACUACCCCUUUGCUUCCGAAAUGCACAAGUACGAUGGUCUUUUCUUGAGUAAUGGUCCCGGUGAUCCUGUCAUGUGCGAUGUGACCAUCAAGGAACUUGAAAAAGUCAUUUCUGUCCCGGACAGUGAAGUCAAACCCAUUUUUGGCAUCUGUCUCGGUAACCAGUUGAUGGGUAUCGCCGCCGGAGGUAUCGCCAAGAAGCUUCCCUUUGGUAACCGAGGUCAGAAUCAGCCGGUUCUCAACCAUCAAACAGGCGAAUGCUACAUUACGCCGCAAAAUCACGGAUUCCACAUUGACUGCGCCACUCUCAAGCCGGGAUGGAAAACGCUGUUCACCAACGCCAACGACGGAUCCAACGAAGGUAUCGCUCACGAGACUCGUCCCUACUUCACCGCGCAGUUCCAUCCGGAAGCCUCGUCUGGUCCCACCGACACGGAGUUCAUGUUCGAUACCUUUCUCGAAGCGUGCAAAAAGCCCAUGGACAAGAUCCGAUUCCCAGUCCGCAAACCCGCUCCACCUCGCUCCAACGCCAAGAAAGUCUUGUUGCUCGGAUCGGGUGGUACCUCCAUCGGCCAGGCUGGUGAAUUCGACUAUUCCGGCGGACAAGCCAUUAAGGCCCUAAAGGAGGAAGGCUUGGAAGUGGUCCUCAUGAACCCGAACAUUGCCUCGGUACAGACCAAUACGGAUGACAAGUCCGCCAGUAAGGCUGACCAUGUUUUCUUUUUGCCCGUCACCCCUGAAUUUGUCGAAGAAGUCAUCAAGAAGGAAAAGCCGGAUGGUGUCAUCAUAUCCAUGGGAGGACAAACGGCCUUGAACUGCGCCGUCCAAAUGCACGAAAGCGGAACUUUCGAAAAAUAUGGUGUCAAAAUUCUUGGUACGCAGAUUCCAGCGGUCAUCAACACCGAAGAUCGUCAGCUCUUUUCGGAUCGCCUCAACGAAAUUAAUGAAAAGAUUGCCGAGUCGUACACGGCCCAAACUAUCCCAGAGGCGGUGGAACAUGCCAAAAAGGUUGGCUACCCGCUCAUGAUCCGUUCCGCCUUUGCCCUGGGAGGACUCGGUAGCGGCAUCUGCGUUGACGAAGAUCACUUGAAAGACAUGGCCAAGAAGGCUCUUUCUGUUUCACCCCAGAUUCUGGUCGAGAAGAGCAUGAAGGGAUGGAAAGAAGUUGAGUACGAGGUUGUUCGUGAUACGCACGACAACUGUGUCACUGUUUGCAACAUGGAGAACUUUGAUCCACUUGGUAUCCACACCGGUGAUAGUAUUGUCAUGGCUCCCUCGCAGACUCUGAGCAACGAGGAAUACCACAUGCUCCGUGAGACUGCUAUCAAGGUCGUUCGCCACUUGGGAAUUGUGGGGGAAUGCAACAUUCAGUACGCUCUUCACCCGGAAUCGCUCGAGUACGCCAUUAUUGAGGUCAACGCGCGUCUUUCUCGUUCUUCAGCUUUGGCGUCCAAGGCUACAGGAUAUCCCUUGGCUUUCGUUGCCGCUAAGUUAUGCUUGGGUAUUCCUUUGACAGAAGUUGUCAACUCUGUCACCAAGAAGACACAAGCUGCUUUUGAGCCUUCGUUGGAUUAUAUUGUCACCAAGAUUCCUCGUUGGGACAUGUCUAAGUUUGAAGGCGUCAGUACCGAGAUUGGAUCCGCUAUGAAGAGUGUCGGCGAAGUCAUGGGCAUUGGACGGACCUUGGAAGAGUCUUUGCAAAAAGCGUUGCGCAUGGUGGACCCUUCGGUUGCUGGCUUCCAACCUAAAAAUCGUUUCGAGACCAUGGCGGCCUUGCGCAAAGAAUUGGAGGUGCCUACCGAUAAGCGCAUCUUUGCGAUUGCCCAGGCUUUGCAUGAGAAGACGAUGACGGUCCAGGAGAUCCACGACAUCACCAAGAUUGAUCAUUGGUUCCUCCGUCGUCUCGAAGACAUUGUCAAGGUCUGGGACGAGCUAGAGACAAUCACUCUGGACCAAAUGAGCGAUGACCAAAUGCUGACGGCAAAGAAGAUGGGAUACUCCGACGUUCAAAUUGCUGAGUGCUUAGGUGGAAAUUCUACGGAGGACGAUGUUCGUGCCAAACGUAUCGCUGGCGGUAUCCUGCCUUUCAAUAAGCAGAUUGAUACCCUCGCUGCCGAAUACCCCGCGGAGACCAACUACUUGUACAUGACGUAUCACGGUAUGGAAAAUGAUGUUAAACCCGCCGAUGGUGGUGUCAUUGUCCUUGGAAGUGGAGCUUACCGCAUUGGUUCUUCAAUUGAGUUCGAUUGGUGUGGUGUUAGUUGCAUCCGGACUCUCCGCCACUUGGGUUACAAGUCGACGAUGAUCAACUACAAUCCCGAGACUGUGUCGACUGAUUACGAUGAGUGCGAUCGUCUGUACUUUGAAGAGCUCAGCAAGGAGCGUGUUUUGGAUAUCUACCACCGCGACAAAUCGGAUGGUGUCAUUGUUAGUGUUGGAGGACAAAUUCCCAACGGUCUCGCUAUUCCGCUCGACAAGGCUGGCGUCAAGAUUCUCGGAACCACCGCCAAAAUGAUCGACAACGCCGAGGACCGUAACAAGUUCUCCGACAUGAUUGAUGAGAUUGGUGUCCAGCAACCGGCGUGGCGAGAGCUCACCACUUCACAGGACGCCUUGGACUUUGCCGCCAAGGUCGGCUAUCCCGUUCUAGUCCGUCCAUCCUAUGUUCUUUCCGGAGCCGCCAUGAAUGUUGCGUAUAACGAUGACCAGCUCCGUGCCUGUUUGGAAGAAGCUGCUACUGUAUCCAAGGAACACCCCGUUGUGAUUUCCGACUUUAUCGAAGGCGCCGUCGAGAUUGAAUGCGAUGGUGUAGGUAAAGACGGCGAACUCAUUGCUGCCGCAAUCCAUGAGCACAUUGAAAAUGCCGGUGUUCACUCUGGUGAUGCCUCGUUGGUCCUUCCACCCCACACUCUGUCGGCGUACACCAAAGAACGAGUCCGCGAAGCCGCCCGUAAGAUUGUCAAACGCCUCGACAUUACUGGACCGGUCAACAUCCAAUUCGUUGCCAAGGGAACCGAUGUCAUGUGCAUCGAAUGCAACGUCCGUGCCUCCCGCUCAUUUCCUUUUGUCUCCAAAACAAUGGGAGUUGACUUUAUUGAGGCCGCCACCAAGGCCAUUGUUGGCGAAGACACGAGUAACAUGAACUUGCCUACUUUGGAAACCCGCGACCGUCCCAACGGGUUUGUCGGUGUCAAGGUCCCGAUGUUCUCCUUUGCUCGUCUCCGUGGAUCCGACCCUGUACUCGGAGUCGAGAUGGCCUCCACCGGAGAAGUGGCUUGUUUCGGAGCUUCCAAGGAAGAAGCCUUCCUCAAGGCACUUCUUUCGACCGGUUUCAAAAUGCCCGAAAAGAAAAUUCUCGUUUCGGUCCAGGAAGAACUUAUCGACGAGUUUACGCAUUCUGCUUACCAGCUGCACGAGCUCGGGUACACGCUCGUUGCAACCGAAGCGACUGCCAAGGCUUUGGCAAAGAACCGUGUGCCUUGCGAAGUCGUCGCUUACCCCACGGACACCUCGGGUGCUCGUACGGCGGUGGACAUGAUCCGGGACGAAGAGAUUGGCAUGGUGAUCAAUAUUCCCACACACCAGUCCAAGCGUUUGAACGACAACUUCCAAAUGCGUCGAUCAGCUGUGGAUUUCGGUACACCGCUCUUGACUAACCUCAACUUGGUCAAGAUGUUUGCUGACUCUGUUUACCUUCACAAGAAGGAGGGGUUGACCGGCCUCGAACCCACCACUUUGUUUGAGCACUACGCCGCCGAGAAGGAUUCCGACGCGUGGACCAGUCCCACUGAAUUCCAUUAAAGUCGUACGCCGGGCAUCUUGGGAUGAUAGAGGAUUGUAGACAGGUUUACAACGUCGGGGUGACGACGAGAUGGAAGCACAAUGUCAACAUAAACGGUGUACAUUUACAGCAUUUACAAUUAAUCAGGAAAGAGUAGUAAAUAAUUGCGAAAUUUCGAACGCGGACUGUAGAGUAUGUAAACAUGCAAAAGAGGGUUUCCGUACCAUUCGUGCUGCUGGCCCCCAGCCACCCUUCGUGUUGGAACGCUCCCGGCACCUGGUUCCGAGGCAUGCACCACACUCACGGUGCGACAAUCGUACCGUUGUUGUUAGGCUUCGGGCUUGGCGGCCCCGGGUCCGGUCGGAAUGAUUUCCCCCGCACUUUCCAAAACACGGGCAAAGUAUUCAAUGGUCUUUUCCAAGCCUUUUUGUACCUUGACCUGGGGUUCCCAGCCCAGUUCUCGCUUGGCCGUGGUGAUAUCCGGUCGACGUUGGGAGGGGUCGUCCUCGGAUUUGGGUAAGAAGAUAAUGUCCGACGUACUCUUGGUGAGUUCUUGAAUGUAGGUGGCAAAGUCCUUGACGGAAUAUUCUUCCGGAUUGCCGAGAUUGACGGGAAGAUCGUAAUUGCCGUUCAUGAGCGCGUAGAGACCGUCGACGAGAUCGGUAACGUACUGGAAGGAUCGUGUUUGUUUGCCUUCGCCGUAAAUAGUCAUGUUCUUGUUCUGCAGGGCUUGUAUGAUAAAGUUGGAAACGACGCGUCCGUCAUUGGGGUGCAUGCGCGGACCAAAGGUGUUGAAUAUCCGUGCGACGCGGACGUCGACGCCGUUUUGGUUCUUGUAACUGUACAUCAUGGUCUCGGCCACGCGUUUGCCUUCGUCGUAGCAGGAGCGGGGUCCGAUGGUGUUAACGUUUCCCCAGUAGGAUUCGGGCUGUGGGUGUACCUUGGGAUCGCCGUAUAUUUCGGAGGUGCUGGUGAGUAGAAUCUUGGCGCGGACGCGUUUGGCGAGUCCGAGCAUGUUGAGGGUCCCCAUGGUGGACGUUUUGAUGGUUUUGACCGGAUUGUACUGGUAAUGCGGAGGUGACGCCGGACAGGCCAAGUGGUAGAUUUCGUCUACUUCGAGUUGGAUUGGUUCGGUGACAUCGUGCACCACGAGACUGUUCGGUGUAUGAAUAACAGCAUGCACAAACGGUGUGUUGUGAGUGUGUGUUUG